AGAACCAACUAACAAGAGCCGUCAAGAAAAGAAAAGAAAUAGGUCGAAAGCUUAGAGACACAAGUUCAUGUUGCUAAAAAAUACUUAGUUUUAAUUCGUCCCAGCCAUAUUAGUUAAACUUAUUCAGUUAAAUCAACCAUUUAAGAGGUAUCCUCACGAUGACAGCUGUUUUCAAGAGAUAGAUAACCCAUAACCUCAGCGAGCAAUCAAAGCAAACUUUGUAUACAUGGCAUAAAAGUCUUAGCAAUGGCAGACAAGCACAGCCUGAACUAUGAUGUGAGAGAGCUGAAGCUAGGGGCCAGCUUUACUAACAACAAGUCCUCACAGUACCACACUAUAAAAUAUGACUUUAAACCUGCUUCAGUGGAUGUUAAUAAGAUGGCCACAGUGGAUGUGGGCCUCAAUAACCAAGUGACUGUGACCGUUCCGCAUUUGGAUGGCGCAGGUGUACCACAGACGGUGUUCAAGGGCAGCCAAAGACCUUACGCGAAAGAAUGCGUGCUCAUCAUAGACAGAGUCACAGGGGAGAUCACUCUGGAGAAGCUGUCCAGCAAUAUACAGGUCAAAAAGACAAGACAAGAGUCGGCACAAAAACCGCGGCCACUGACCCCGGUGACUAGCGAGCUCACCAACACCACGCAGCGCUCCACGAGCCGCACUCGCGUGGCCACCAACCGCCGCACACACAACACGGCGCCGCCAGCGCCGGGCGGGCAGCCGGCGCGCUACGGCGGUGCGCAAAAGACACCGCCCAACAUGGUCCGCUCGCCGCAGCGUGUUAAGACUUCCCCUCCACAAGCCGCGCCCUGGUCCGGCGGCGGCAACAGCACGCUAGCCUCGCUGCCGAUGAUCGGGCUCGACGAGCUGGCGGGUCCCGCGCCCGCGCCGGCGCCGGCGCCGGCCCCCGCCCCCGCGCCCGCACACAACGGCUACAGCGCGCCCGCGCCCGCGCCGCCGCCGCAGCACAACGGCUACGCGCCGCGCCACCACGCGCCCGAGCGCGAGCGCGACCACCGCGCGCCGCCGCCCGCGCCGCACCACGAACACCGCGCGCCCGACCAUCGCCCGCCCAACCCGCAGAUCAAUGUGCAGCCGCCCGCGGACGACAGCUCGUCGUCGUCGUCCAGCGACAGCGACUCGGACAGCGGCAGCGAUAGCGACGAUGACUCUGCGCCCCCGCCCGCCAACGGUCCAGCUCCCUCGCUGCCCAGCGAACUGCUCAACGACGAUCUCUGCCUCUCGGAGUCUGGCAGCGACUCCGACUGACCUCACGGAAACUCUUUUCCUUUCACAUUCGCUACGGACGUGCCGAGGCGGCAAGCGUGAUGUUUGCCGCGGGAGUUAUCUUAGGCUAGCACUUCACUUCGCCUUAGGCGCAUAUCACAUGGAUCCGAUUCCCACGUAGUUCCGAAUAUGAGCAAGACAACGCUCUGCGCCAAUUUUAGCGACAUCCUACUCAAACUUCGAAACGACGUGCAAAUCGGAUGCAGUGUGAAAAUCGCCUUAUAUGGUCAAGUUGUUGAUUUAUAGCAUUAUAGAUCACUGAACGUUUGAAAUGUUUGAAUGGACGAAACGAAGUAAAAUCGCCGUAAAUAGAAUUUGUCAACAGUGUAAACAAACCGUUCUAUAAAAUAUCAAUAUUCUAGCACAAUUUUAUUAUUUUAAAGGUUGAGGAUCAUAAUGUGAUAUGAAUUGAUUAAAUAACACAUGGAUUUAGCCAGUAUCUGAUGAGUAAGAAUGAAAAUUAAAAACAUUUUGACUAAAAGGUUUGUUUACAUUGUUCACAAGUUCUUGAAGUUCUAUUGACGGCGACUUUAGGCAAGUAGCGUCAUGUGCAAAUGUGCAAUCAAUGCAAGCCAGUAACGUAUAUUUUGGACACCAGAUGUACUAGCCUACUACGUUUCGGCCCAUAAGAUCGUCUUUACGAAGUAAUAGCAUAGGGCGAAGUAAAUUGCCAGCCUGACUUGAGGUAAGUGGCAAGUGUCAAGUGUGUGCAGGGCUGCAGGCUUAUGGUAAUUCAUGUAUAUUUAUGUUAUAAAUUUCUGGAAGAAACUCUUUAUUAUUAUUAUUUAAAGGUUCCCAUUCGGCAACACCUACUUUAAGUAAUGUUUGAGAUAUGGGAUUGUUACGUUUCGAUAUUAUUGACUGUUUCUGUGAAAAAUUAAGUGAUAUUGUUUAAAAAAUUCUAAAUAUUUAGUAGCAUCAUUUUAUUUAUUUGAUUAAUUCAGAAAGCCUUGACGCUUGCCAUGAUUUCGUCACUUGGUCGCAUUGGCCACAUGUAUCGCACCUCUAUUGCGCGCGAUAGAUAUUUGGCUCAUGUGCUAAGUGAAAUGCGGGAAAUGCCACUCUCGUAAAGUAAGUAACGGUACAUAAACUGGAUAAGUUUAUUAAUGUAUUAGUCAUUUAGCAAAUCACAACAAAUAUCAGUUAUGUAUCCGUAACAUAACAUAAAAAACGUGCCUCAAGUUUAUACAGAAACUUAUAUUUUAUGCCAAUAUUGUAAUACAUUUUACAUAGAUUACGCCAAGAUUGUUUAUACUUUAUAGUAAUAAUGUUAUAUCUUAACAUACGUUUUAUUUAUAAUAUUAUUUUUAAUGAAAUUGCAAUAAUAUAUUUUGUGUACAGCUAGAUGAAGGAAUAUUGGUGGUAUUACGUAAUAGAAAUGAUUUUAUUAUUAUUUAAAAGCGAAUUUGAACAUUCGUGGGGUCCAUGGCAGAAUUCGAUCUCACUAAACCGGGGUGUUCUUGUAAUAUGCCAUAGGGUAGAGCGUUUUCACAAAAUAGCAUUUCGCAGCAUGCAAAUCAGCAUUUUGAACAGUUCCUCUUGUUGUCAUGGCCUGAUAUAAUAUUAUUCUAUAAUUGUUUUGGCACAGUUGUAAGAUUAACAUUACAGGGCUGUGCUUGUAGGUAGGCUCUUAUUACACUAGAUCCGAUUCACACAUCAAUCUGAUGUUUGACCGAAACUGUACGCAUGUUUAUUGGCAAAUUGGCAAAAAGUGAAGCUGACUGUAACAAAUACACGUAAUCUUAUUGAGUGUCAGACAUUAGUGCUAUCGGUAACCGAUGGAACUAAUUUGACGCCAUGGUAUUUAACAUGGCAAAACCUACCAAAUAGCGCAGCGCCAGUCGUGCACGUAACAAAAAGCGAAGUCAAACUAGCCGUGCUGUCGAAUCGAGUGUAAUAAGCGCAGUCAUGUAGACACUUUGUGGUGUUCCAUGCCUUAAAGGCCCUUAUCCUGCAUCUGAAUUAAGGACGAAUUUCUUGAGGACCCUUUUGUUAUGGAGCCACAUUUGUAGUUUUUCUUAUAUCAUAUUAACAUCAAAAGUUUGGUAAAACGGCUCUCAUACUCGCGACGAAUUUAGAUGUAAGAAUACGGGAAUCAUGUUUCUGAUUGUAAAGGGUUAUUGUUUGUUGCGUAUGUAUGUACUAGCAAAACCUGAAAUUGUGUGCCUUCUGAGAAUUUGGUUGCUAGAGAAGACUAGUGUGUUGCUACAUAUAGUUUUUUAAGUGGUAAGGAAUAAAGCUGAGUUUAGACCAGCAAAUUAUUGCUGCAAGUUUUGAGACACCAACUAUAGGUAAGAGUGAGUGGCAAAUAUCUGCAUCUCUUUCUUGCAUAUACUUCUGUCUCAAAACUUGCAACAAUAACUUGCUCGUCUAAAUAGCUUAUGGCCCGCAAUUCGGUGCAACAAAAUAUUUCUGGAAAAAUUGUAAUAGAUUACAUUGGGUUGUUACACUUGAUGCGAUUCGCACAGCGCUUCGGUGUGCGAGAGGGAUUUCGCUAUAAUACGCUCAUAGCGUUGUCUCGCUCAAACAUAAGAACGAUGUGCGAAUAACGUCCAGAAUGGUAACCGCUAUAACGCUAUCUCAUUAAGUAUACUCAACCUGUGAAAGAUUACCUAAACCCUUAUUACAUUUUCAUAAACCCCUAAUAUUUUGACCUUGAUAGUUAAAUAGUGUUUGUAUAUUAUGGUUUAAAUUAUAAAAAAUAACUUGCGGAUAGAAAAACUGCGUAGCAGACAUUGAUUUUGUGAAUAAUAUAUCCUCGAUGCCUAAGUUAAACCUUCUUGGAUAUGUUUAAGUUUUAGUUAAAAAUUGUUUGCUCAAUUUUAGGUUUUGCGGAAUAUUUAUAUUAUACGUGUCAAAGUUAUAUGUGCUUCCAUGCCACGUCAUAGUACACUAACUCUUGUAAAUAGUUACAGUACAAUAAAUGGACUAUAACACCCUUUUUUAGUAAAUAAAAUAAUGUUUUGAA
Leguminivora glycinivorella is the source of this 4252-nucleotide messenger RNA. It is a transcript of the gene Eaf, whose product is annotated as ell-associated factor Eaf-like. Lineage: Eukaryota; Metazoa; Arthropoda; Insecta; Lepidoptera; Tortricidae. The coding region runs from base 247 to 1266 and encodes 339 amino acids. The transcript has 10 exons. Gene Ontology annotation, molecular function: transcription elongation factor activity. Gene Ontology annotation, biological process: regulation of transcription elongation by RNA polymerase II; positive regulation of DNA-templated transcription. The record is from RefSeq and is a predicted model, not a curated record. Gene Ontology annotation, cellular component: super elongation complex.